Messenger RNA from Ornithorhynchus anatinus (platypus), 2054 nucleotides. RefSeq names its product mitochondrial rRNA methyltransferase 1 (gene MRM1). Gene Ontology annotation, biological process: rRNA methylation. The record is from RefSeq and is a predicted model, not a curated record. Gene Ontology annotation, cellular component: mitochondrion. The transcript is spliced from 7 exons. The coding region runs from base 1 to 1356 and encodes 451 amino acids. NCBI's taxonomy places the organism in Eukaryota, Metazoa, Chordata, Mammalia, Monotremata, Ornithorhynchidae. Gene Ontology annotation, molecular function: RNA methyltransferase activity; RNA binding.
AUGACUCUUCAGCCCAUCGCCGGGACCCCCUGGACCAGCAGAGGUGUCGCGGCGGGGCGCCGAGCGGUCCGGUGGGGCGGGCUGGGCGCGGCGCUCGUGCCCACCACUUCCGGCACCUCUAUGGUGGCGGAGCGGGCGGGGCCCGGGGCGGGCGGGGAGAGCCGGGUGGCGCACGUGGGGGCUGCGGGCGCUGCCAACAGGGGGCGCUGCCUAGCGGGGGUGCUGCCAAUAGGGGGCGCUGCCCACCGGACGCGCUGCCAGCAGGGGGCGCUGCCCAGCGGGGGCACUGCCCACCGAGGGCACUGCCCACCGGACGCGCGGGACUUUGCCCUCCACGUGUCAGGGCUGGGGCUGGGCUUCGCCCGCCGCUGGCUGUCGGCCGGCCGACCCCCCUCCCCGCCCGGUCCCGGCGGUGCCCGGCGGUGGGUGCCACCCUGGCAGCGGGCGCCACCCUGGCAGCGGGAGCCGGAGGUCCGGCCGGGGGGCGCCGAGCUGCGGCGGCUGCUGGACGACGACCUGCCGGGCCGGGGGCGGGGGCGGGGGCGGCCGGCAGCGGGCACCGAGGUCCUUUUCGGGGUGGCCCCGUGCUCCCUGGCCCUGCUCGCCGCCCGGAGGACCGCGUCCCGGCUCUUCCUCAAGGCGGCCCGGGGACCCGCCGCCCCCCGGCCGGACCUGGCCCGCCUGGCCCGGAGCGCCGAAGCCCGGGGGGUCCCGGUGCGGACCGUCCCCCGCAAGGUCCUCGACGGGCUGUGCGGGCACGAGGUGCACCAGGGGGUCUGCCUGGAGGUGACGCCCCUGCAGCCGAGGAGCUGGGCCGAGAUCGGGCGAGGCGGGACGGAGGAGGACGAUGGAGAGGGGCCGGGGGGCCGGCCUCGGCUGUGGCUGGUCCUGGACAGGAUCCAGGACCCCAGGAACCUCGGGGCCGUGCUUCGCACCGCGCACUUCUUGGGGGUGGAUGAAGUCAUCUCCGGCCUCGGCAACAGCUGCCCUCUGACCCCCGUGGUGAGCAAGGCCAGCGCCGGAGCCCUGGAGGUCUUGCAGGUGUACGGGGCCGACGACCUCCCGGCACUGCUGAAGGCGAAAGCAGCGCAGGGGUGGACGGUGGCCGGCACCGUGGAUUGCUCGGAGCCCAGGACCCCCGUGCUCGGUUGCCUGGACUUCCGCUGGGACCGGCCCACCGUUCUCGUGAUAGGGAACGAAGGCUCCGGGCUAUCCGCAGAGGUCAAGGACGCCUGCCAGGUUCUGCUGAACGUCUCUCCCGGGCGGGAGAUAACCUCGGGGAUUGAAUCUUUGAACGUCUCAGUGGCCGCUGGUAUCAUCCUCCACUCCAUCUGCAGUCAAAGGAGAGGCCUGUGACCCGUGCCUCACGGGCCUGGGGAGGAGUCCACGGAGCCACCGAGAACUUUGGAGCCCGGAUUCCGAGGGGAAGCAGGGAGUUCCUUGUCCCGGUCAACACUGGGCGGGUGGGGGGAACGUGAAGGUCGGUGACGGAGACGCCGGAUGGGCUUCGGUCCGGGCACGAAGAUGGAAGCGGGCCGGGUCGAGAAGCCGCUCGAAGGACUUGCCAGUGACGUGGGGGCGCUUGUACUCCCUCAUCCCCGCCGGUGGUGUUCCCCUUCAGUCUCGGUGCAGAGCGCUUUGACCAUCCAAGAGACCGCAUCCUAGUGCCGCUCUCGUGCCGGAGCACCAGGGGCCAGCCGGUGGUGAUCCGGGAAGCUACUUCGGUAGCCACUGUGGUCUUCGCGGGCCACGUGAGCCACUUAUUUUUCAGAACUUGUUCUGGGCUUGUCUACCUCGCGGCAUGCUGUAGACGGAAGUUUUCACCACCGAUGGCCCAAUCCCAGCAGGUCCUCCCUUACAUCUGGCUAUUUCAACCUCCCCCGACCCCUUCUCCCUCACCGUGGUUGGACUUUGAGCGGCGUCUACAGAUUUACUUGUCCUCUGAGCCCGGGAAUGUGGGAUUUUAGGGGCGCAACAUCUCUCUGUCGUGGGGUUAAAUGGUAGAUGCUUCCAUCUGCGCGUGCUCUAAACAUUAAAGUGAGCGUUGGAGCUUC